This is a messenger RNA of Coturnix japonica (Japanese quail), 2287 nucleotides long. RefSeq names its product UBX domain protein 2A (gene UBXN2A). Gene Ontology annotation, biological process: membrane fusion; autophagosome assembly; proteasome-mediated ubiquitin-dependent protein catabolic process. Gene Ontology annotation, cellular component: cytosol; nucleus. Gene Ontology annotation, molecular function: ubiquitin binding. NCBI's taxonomy places the organism in Eukaryota, Metazoa, Chordata, Aves, Galliformes, Phasianidae. The record is from RefSeq and is a predicted model, not a curated record.
GGUACUGUAUCCAACAUGGCGGCCCAACACCGCCUCCUCUGUGGGCGGGGCGCAGCCCUUCCCUCCCCGCCCGGCCCGGCUGUGUGUGCCCGGGCCGCCUCUGGCCGAGCGUGCGUAGUGGAGAGCGGGACAGCGAGGAGUUGGGAGGCUGCGGGGCCGGAUCCGUGUUUACCUGAGCGUGUCGGCUUGGCGCACUUGGUGCUCUUCCUCCUUGCCCAUCUUUGCUGUGAGGAGCCCCAGGAUGAAAUCAUGGACAAUAUCAAAACUGUGAGGGAAGAAUGGAUGUGUAAGUCGAGAACCGAUGACCAGAUAUUGAAUGGUACAGAACAAAACCAUGACUGUUUUGUCGAUAACCUUUUUGAAGAAGCCCAGAAGAUCGGUGCGAUAUGUAUGUCUCCAACUACAGUCAAGAAACAGGUUGAUGUGAUCAUUAAGCUUUGGAAAAAUGGAUUUACAGUAAAUGAUGGUGAACUUAGAAGCUACACUGAUGUUGGAAAUCAGCAGUUCUUGGACUCUGUUAAAAAAGGGGAACUGCCUUUUGAGCUACAGAAAGUAUUUGAGAAGGAAGAGGUAGAUGUGAAGGUGGAAGACAAAAAGAAUGAGUUGUAUCUGUCAUCCAAAAAGCCAAUAUUUCAUCCCUUUUCUGGGCACGGUUACAGAUUAGGAAGUGCAACUCCAAGGAUCGUCUCUAAAGUAAGAGAGGAUCAUCAAGGAGCUGCAGAUAAAAGACACCUUCCUAUAGUACCCUUAAAUGAUUUGGAGCCUGUCACUAACAUCCAGAUCUGGUUGGCAGAUGGGGAGAGGAUCAUUCAGAAAUUCAACAUUUCACACAGAAUAAGCCACGUCAGAGACUUCAUAACGAAGUAUCAAGGAUCAGAGGGAGGUGUUCCCUUCAUGCUGGCCACUUCGAUGCCCUUUCGAGAACUGCAGGAUGAGACGCUCACACUAAAAGAAGCAAAGUUGCAAAAUGCUGUUGUUGUUCAGAGACUUCGGAAAACAACAGAACCUUUUAGACUCCUAGUGGUGAAAGCUCCUGAGAGUGACUGUAAAACUGCUGCUACACCUAAUGGACGGCUCAAGAAUGAGCAACAAAACGCUGUCAGAAGCACAAGUUUAAAUUAGUUUAGAACCGACUGAAAGCUACAGGCAGGCAGAACUAGACAAAACAUAACCAGCAAUAUCUGGAUGCACUGUCAUUCUUACCUAGUGUGAUCUUAGAGAGCAGAUGUGUGCUGUGCUGCAAUCUGCUGUAACAAAGGUAUUUUCAACUAGUUUUGGUGAUCAGAGCCUGGGUGAAUAAUGCAGCAGAGGUAACUGUACAGCAGGGGUUAUCCUUAUGAUUUCCUUGGCUUUGCUGGCAUGUUCUUUAAUGAAUAUACUUAGGUGGAAUGGUACUCUGAGACUUAUUUACUACUGGUAACACAUUUUAGGGAAAAACGAUAUUUAUUUUUGCACUUUGAACUGAAGAGAAACUGAACUGGUUGAUUUAAUUUAUACUUCAAUAUAAAUUGCUCCAGUUUCCCUUUUGGUUUUAGUAACAGGCAAUAGAAGCUGCAGGGAAGUUCACAUUUGAACUCUUCUAAGUAUUUUGAAAAUCAGUUUAAGUAUCAUUAGUAUUUAACUUCAUCACAGGGUCUGCAGUGUGAGUGUCCUAUUAAGUCUUCACAUGAUGGUAGGUGCAUGUGCAAGAAGGUUGAAAUUAGGUAGCGUGGUGCUUACUGGAUAUGAAGUGCCUCAAAGUAAGCUCUGAAGGAACUGUUAUUCCUAAUGGUUGAAGUGUUUUCUGCCUCUCGUGUUCUGCUAAUGAUGUCUUACAGGGUGAUGUUAAACUGCCUGGCUCACUAGGAUAGAGAGCUGCUUUUAGCCUCAUCACGGAGAAACUUCAGUUCUUCUGUAGUUUGCCAUGUGUCUGUAGUGGCUCAGAGGGACACAAUUGCUUUUGUACUAGAGGUCUGUCUGUCCUGAACUCACCAUCUGACUGAGACAUCGACUGCGUGCAGACAAACUUCAAAGAUACCUAAAAUCCUCAUAUGAAAACUGAGGCUGCUCCUCCACCCUUUCACCCUCUUUCCAUUCAGGCUGUAUUUUUUUUUGUCCUUGUAUUUUUUGUAUAAGAUUUGUACCCAACCAUCCCAUGUUUUGCUAAAGGAAAUGUUCAAGGACUAAAUCUAUAUAUUUUGUAUUGGUUGUGUUAAAUCACACGUGGGUUUGUGUUUAAACCUGGAGUUUCUGACUAAAGACUUUCCUGGGGCCUUCAAUAAAUGCUGUUUAGUUUGUGCUACCUACA